This is a messenger RNA of Rotaria sp. Silwood1, 231 nucleotides long. NCBI's taxonomy places the organism in Eukaryota, Metazoa, Rotifera, Eurotatoria, Philodinida, Philodinidae. The record is from the annotation of a GenBank genome assembly.
AUGUUGAUCACAUAUACUCUUGAACAUGUCGCACAACAAUAUGCAUUACUUGUCAAAGAACAACGUCAAAAAGUGAUUAACUAUGAAAAAUUACAUGAUAAAUGGAUAAUGCAUAUAAAUAUAAAUCGAAAUCGUUUAUUAGAAUUAUUUAAUAGACUUAAUAAAAUUGAACAAUCUAUGAACAAUACAAAAAAUAUUUUUCAACAAUUUGAUCAUAGCAAAUUAUCAUAG